Oppiella nova is the source of this 348-nucleotide messenger RNA. Lineage: Eukaryota; Metazoa; Arthropoda; Arachnida; Sarcoptiformes; Oppiidae. The record is from the annotation of a GenBank genome assembly.
GUCACUGCGGCCGAACCCGAGGCGCCUGUAUGGAGUGGAUGUGUGGGCGAUUCCGGCGACUUACCCCCUCAACAGCUACAUAAUUACUUACAUUAUGAAUGCGACAGUUUGAAAGUGAUAUCGUUUACAAUUAUGAGUGAAUGGGAUCGAGGGACAGGGAUCACAGCACUGGCUCAUUACAUUAAGAGGGAAAGGAAGCUUAAAGAUCAAGGUAUCGAUUGGUACGCAACCGAUCAGAAAGGCGACACCAACCGCAUCGACACCAUAGGACAGGGAUCUCUUUGGCGCACAAUAAGUGCAUUCAUACGGCUCACAGUACAGGCAUUCAAAAAACAUCGUUGUCAGUAC